AAAACAGAAAACGUAACUGACUUGGUUGCUAUCAGUCUACUAACAUAGAGCUCGUAUAUAAUAAACCGGAAUAGACAGGUCUUAACAUUAUAUAUGUGCGUCAUCCCAUAAACGCCGAGAAAUGCAGCAAUAUGAGAUGUUACGUAUUGUAAUUCAUAAAAGUAGAUGUUACCGGAUAUCUGUGGGUGACAGAUAUAUUCUGUUUUUAGAUUCGAUUCAAGGGUCUCAAAAUACAUAAGAUACACCCAAAAACUGGCACGUCUCAAAUCCUG
Acanthoscelides obtectus is the source of this 272-nucleotide messenger RNA. The record is from the annotation of a GenBank genome assembly. NCBI's taxonomy places the organism in Eukaryota, Metazoa, Arthropoda, Insecta, Coleoptera, Chrysomelidae.